Molecule: messenger RNA, 1550 nt
Organism: Brienomyrus brachyistius
Lineage: Eukaryota; Metazoa; Chordata; Actinopteri; Osteoglossiformes; Mormyridae
Exons: 2
Coding region: 270-1259 (329 amino acids)
Source: RefSeq, a predicted model, not a curated record
CAAAGGAGACAAUUUAUCGCUUAUGCUGCCCAGUCGCGUCUCGAGAUGAUUGGGGCCGUGUGAAGCCAGCUGUGACCUUUUAUGACUGUCACCCUCUUCGUUUCUGGAUAAUUCGCUCGCUGUUCUGGCGCUGCGGGAAAACAGCGCGCUGCUGCCCUUAUUGUCCGGCGGAGAUUUAGGCUAAAGUGAUAUCUGUUCUUAGAUGGCUUUUGAGUGGGUGGAAGACCUCUUUAUAAAGAAAUUGAUCAUAAGACAGGGCUUAUGUUAAAAUGCAGCUCGUUUUCAUACCGCGGCUUUGCCUUCGAACGCUCUGCGGCCGUAUAGAUUUAGCCAAACGAUUUACUCCCUCACUUAUUUCCCAGUCAUAUGAAAUUAAAUUGGGUUGUUUUUCAUUGAGUGCCCUGCGAUCAGUUGGCGCUGCACCCCGGGUUAUUCCCUGCCUUGUACCCGUAGCCUCCGGGAUAGGCUCCGGACCCCCCGUGACCCUGAAUGGGACAAGCAGUUUCAGAAAAUGGAUGGAAGGAGGAUGGAUGUUUUUCUUUGAAAUGGAAGCCGGGGUUGGCAGAUUUGGUUCUGGUCACGAUGGGUGUUUAGGUCGGGAUCUCAUCUUUUUGAGGUGCGGUGUGUGCAUGUUUGUCCGGUUUCGGCACUUUCGUUCUGGUCACGAUGGGUGUUUAGGUCGGGAUCUCAUCUCUCUGAGGUGCGGUGUGUGCAUGUUUGUCCGGUUUCGGCACUUUCGUUCUGGUCACGAUGGGUGUUUAGGUCGGGAUCUCAUCUCUUUCAGGUGCGGUGUGUGCAUGUUUGUCCAGUUUCGGCACUUUCGUUCUGGUCACGAUGGGUGUUUAGGUCAGGAUCUCAUCUCUUUGAGGUGCGGUGUGUGCAUGUUUGUCCGGUUUCGGCACUUUCGUUCUGGUCACGAUGGGUGUUUAGGUCGGGAUCUCAUCUUUUUGAGGUGCGGUGUGUGCAUGUUUGUCCGGUUUCGGCACUUUCGUUCUGGUCACGAUGGGUGUUUAGGUCGGGAUCUCAUCUCUCUGAGGUGCGGUGUGUGCAUGUUUGUCUGGUUUCGGCACUUUCGUUCUGGUCACGAUGGGUGUUUAGGUCGGGAUCUCAUCUCUUUCAGGUGCGGUGUGUGCAUGUUUGUCCGGUUUCGGCACUUUCGUUCUGGUCACGAUGGGUGUUUAGGUCGGGAUCUCAUCUCUUUGAGGUGCGGUGUGUGCAUGUUUGUCCGGUUUCGGCACUUUCGUUCGCAGGUACCGUAGAAAUUAAAGACCUGGUUUUCUAAUCACUUCAGACCCCAGGAGAUACCUUGUUUGUAGUAGACUUGAGCACAGACUGCUUUACUGGAAUGUUAAGUUAAUGGGUAACAUCUGUAGAAGUAUCUACUAACAAAGUCGACCUUAGUCUGCUGUCAUCUUAAUGCUCCCCUGUUGGGUGGUGCUGUCCUCAGCCAGACUUGCAGGAGUCCUCCUGGUGUUUGCCGUAAGACCUGGUCCUUUGUCAAUCCUGGCAUGCGCUGCCCCCUUUCUCCCACCUUGCCUUUCAGGCUUCCG